AUGGCAGACAAGGUAGUUGCUACUCCGAAUGAGGACAACAGAGUGCUUUUGAAACGCUUGAUACGAUAUGCGCUCUUUUUUGCCCUCGUUGCAGUUUUGUGGAGGAAUAUGCUUUCAGUUCCACCCAGCGGAAGCGGGUUCGUUAGUCGACUGUGGCACACAGUCUCAUCCCCAUUCGGCAAUACACACGCUACAAUGACACACGGACAAAACCGGCCAGCAAUUGGGGUGCCAGAGUCCGACACUUUGGAUGCCAACCCGGUUGAUGUGACUAGGCUUGUAUCGUUUGUCGUAUUGUGUGUCCUAAUCACUAUCCCCUUCUUUCUCUAA
This is a messenger RNA of Huiozyma naganishii CBS 8797, 330 nucleotides long. RefSeq lists its product as uncharacterized. Lineage: Eukaryota; Fungi; Ascomycota; Saccharomycetes; Saccharomycetales; Saccharomycetaceae. Bases 1 to 330 code for a protein of 109 amino acids. The record is from RefSeq and is a predicted model, not a curated record. The transcript has a single exon.